AUGCAGGAGCAUGAUUUUGAUCUCUCGAAAGUAAUUAAGUUCGUCCCAAAUUUUGACGAGUCUGAUCCUGAGGAAUAUUUCGGACAGUUUGAGCACGUGGCAACCACUCUGAAGUGGCCACGCCACUACUGGCCCAUACUUGUUCAGUCGAGUCUAAAAGGGAAGGGUCGUUGUGUCUAUCUCUCUCUGGCUGGAUCGCAUCAGUCCGAUUAUGACACCAUGAAGGAUGCGAUUCUUAAAGCGUAUCAGUUGAGUGCUGAGUUUUAUAGAAACCGGUUUCGGAAUUGUGUCCAAGAUAAUAACCAGUCAUUUGUAGAGUAUAUGCACAAGAUUUCUAAACUGCAAACUCGUUGGUUAUCUGCAAGCAAUGUUAGUGAUUAUGAAAGAUUAAAAGAACUUAUGCUGUUGGAACAAUUCAUAAGGGGAGUGUCGCCAGAAGUUCGCAUGUACCUGCUGGAGCGUGAAGUUAACACCGUUGAGAGAGCAGCUUUGUUAGCUGAGAAUUUUAAUCUGAUAUCUAAAAGUAAAGUAAAUAUAAAUAAAUACUCUCACCCCUCCGCUUUCGCUCCGUCUGUGGAUGGUAAGUCUGUUGGGCGGGAUAGCAUGAAUUCUGAUUUUGUAGCAAAGAAAAAUGGCUAUGGUAAAGGUAUGGGUUCAGGAUGGUCGUCUGGAUGUUUUUACUGUAAGAAAAUCGACCAUAUUAAGGCGAAUUGCCCCAAAUUAUUGAAGAAGGGACAAGUUUCAGAGCCUAAACCUGUAGCUAAUUAUACUUUUGUAUCUACAGACAAUGUCCAGGGUCUGCCGCAGCGUCCCUCGGUUGAUGAUCAUGAUUCAUUUCAUCCUUUCAUCUUUUCUGGUUCCGUGGCCUUAAAUGAAGCUGGUUCAUCUGUCCCUGUGUCUGCAUUUCGUGAUACUGGUGCUUCAUACAGUGUCAUUUUGAAGGAGGCAGUUCCUUUUGUGGAAAAGGCAUACACUGGGAAAUUCGUAGUAGUGGAAGGUUUUGGAGGGUGUGUUACAGUGCCCCUAUUUGCUUAUGAUCCUGCUGUAGAUGUUGCAAGAAAUAAUCCAGGACUUUUUCCAGCAUGUGCUGUAACGAAAAGCCAGGCGAAGAAGUUGCCAAGGCUUUCUGCUGGAAAUGUUGGACAGGAUGAUCUUAGUCUGGAUUGUCUAUUUGGUGAUGAAGCUGCUGUUGAGAAAUCUGACGAAUCCCUAAUGCCACUACUUAAUGCAGCCAUGUCGAAAUCAGAGAUUCAGUCACUGUCAUCUGGGUAUUAUCUAAAUACUGGGAUAUUGAUGAGGAAAUAUAGACCACCUGAAGUACCAGCAACCGAUUUGUGGAAUGAAGUUUUUCAAGUGGUGGUACCAACUUGCUAUCGAUCUAAAGUUAUUGGUUUGGCUCACGACUUAGGAGGAGGCCACUUGGUUAUCAAGAAGACACUUGAUAAGGUCAUCAGAUAUUUCUAUUGGCUAGGUAUUAAGUCAGAUGUAACAAAGUUUUUGCUUACUCUCAUGUGUGCUAGUACUAGGUAUCCUGAAGCAAUUCCUUUAAAGCGAGCUACAUCUCGUACUAUUGUCCCAGUCUUGAUCAAAUUUUUUACACAAUAUGGUAUGUCACGUGUAUUACAGUCAGAUCAGGGAAGCAAUUUUUGGUCGGUAAUGUUUCAGGAAGUAAUGAAAUUAUUACACAUUAAGCAGUAUAGUGCCACAGCUUAUCGGCCACAGACGCAAGGUGCCCUUGAAAGAUACCAUCAGACACUUAAGAGUAUGCUCACGAAGUAUUGUCAGGAAACGGGUAAUGAAUGGGAUCUAGGAGUGCCUUUAAUGCUGUAUGCUAUAAGAUGUACUGAGCAGGAGAGCCUAGGGUUUUCACCAUAUGAAUUGCUUUUUGGGAGAGACAUCCGCGGACCCAUGAAAUUGUUAUAUGAAAGCUGGAUAGGUUUGGAAAAUUCAGUUUGUCCAAGUGAUUAUGUGGAAAAAAUGAAAACCAGGUUGCAACAUCUUCAAAAAUAUGCUCAUGAGAAUCUAGAAAGUGCACAGUGGUCAAUGAAGGAAAUAUAUGACAGAAAGGCAGCUGAACGAGAAUUUGCUGUCGUUGAAAAAGUGCUACUGUUUUUACCUAUUCGCAGGAAAAAGAAAAAGAUAGUUCACAUCAACCUCAAGAAAUAUCAUUCGCGCAGACCAGAUGCUGUGACUGCUUUGUGCCUGAUCUCUGGUCCUGAGGAGCGGGGAGAUACUACUAUUUCAAAUGAGAUGGAAAGUGAAUUUGUUGUAGGCGAUGUUGGGUUCAAAUUGCAAAACAGUGACAUCUUGAAAAAUCCAGCCUCUAUAUUUUCUCAUUUACCCCACAAACAGCAACAGGAUAUCUUGUGUGUGCUCCAGGAAUUUAGUGAUGUUCUUGGAGAUGUGCCGCGACAGACGCACCUGGUGACCCAUGACGUAAGCUUUCUGCUCAAAAAUGGUCUUGCUGAACUUAGUGAGAGCGAGUGGGCAUCACCCUGUGCACUCGUGCCAAAACCUAAGGGUUGGAGAAUGGUGACAGACUAUAGAAGGGUCAAUGAGCUCACAAAAGGGGAUUGUUAUCCUUUGCUUAGAAUAUUGGAUAUAAUAGAUUCCAUUGGGGAGUCCAAGUUUAUUACUGUAAUCGAUUUACUGAAGGGCUAUUAUCAGAAUGCGCCUAGCUCAUUUCAGCGACUGACGGGUUCAAUAAUACGAGGACUCAAAGGGGUAAAGGUAUACAUUGAUGACCUUGUAGUUUACAGCAGUAAAUGGGAAGACCAUGUGGCAACAUUGCGAUCCCUCUUUGAACACCUGCAAGAUGCCGGGCUCACUGUUAAUUUAGUCAAGAGUGAGUUUGCACAAGCUAAGGUGAGGUAUCUCGGCCACGAGGUUGGAGGAGGAGAGGUUGCUCCAGUUAAAGCCAAGGUAGAAGCUAUCAAUGAGUUACUUGUACCUAAGAAUAAGAGAGCAGUUCAAAGAUUCAUUGGUAUGGCUGGGUACUAUCGUAGGUUUUGCCCGAACUUUGCUGACGUAGCCAAACCCUUAACAGAUCUUUUGAGUCCAAAGAAAGAAUUUAAAUGGACGGUUGAAUGUCAGGAGUCUUUCAAGAAGUUAAAGAACUUUCUAACGUGUGAACCUGUGUUGAGGUCUCCAGAUUUUGAUAAACCUAUUACCCUCCAGGUAGAUGCUAGUGUACGUGGCUGCAGGAUCAGUAUUGUUGCAGGCAGGGAAUGGUGGGGGUUCUGCACCCGGUCUACUACUCUUCUGCGAAGUUCAAGCCGCACCAAACGCACUACAGCACGGUCGAGAAGGAGGCUGCCGCUCUUCUCAUGGCUCUUGAAAAUAAUCAUGAGCGCAUUUAAAUUUGACGAGUUUGUGGAAAGUCCUUCACUAGAGGCUAUUGAGGAUUGUGACUGGGUUCAGUUAGCUCGACAUUUUGACGUAACAAUUCGAGCAGCGUGGCGCAAGAGUGAAAUUAAGAAAUAA
This is a messenger RNA of Penaeus indicus, 3483 nucleotides long. RefSeq lists its product as uncharacterized. The record is from RefSeq and is a predicted model, not a curated record. The transcript has 8 exons. The coding region runs from base 1 to 3483 and encodes 1160 amino acids. Gene Ontology annotation, biological process: DNA integration; proteolysis. Gene Ontology annotation, molecular function: nucleic acid binding; zinc ion binding; aspartic-type endopeptidase activity. Lineage: Eukaryota; Metazoa; Arthropoda; Malacostraca; Decapoda; Penaeidae.